This is a messenger RNA of Aphidius gifuensis, 2911 nucleotides long. RefSeq names its product protein kintoun (gene Nop17l). Gene Ontology annotation, cellular component: cytoplasm. The record is from RefSeq and is a predicted model, not a curated record. Gene Ontology annotation, biological process: axonemal dynein complex assembly. The transcript has 3 exons. The coding region runs from base 213 to 2690 and encodes 825 amino acids. NCBI's taxonomy places the organism in Eukaryota, Metazoa, Arthropoda, Insecta, Hymenoptera, Braconidae.
GACACGUAAGUUUUUUAAAGAACUGACAUAUAUUUUCCAUUGUUAUUGAUUGGAUGACGCUUGUUGUGUUUUCUUCUAGUUUUCUGUGUGAUAUAAAAUUUAUUAUAAACAAAUAAAAAAAAAAUACAUAAAAGCAUCUAAAAAUAAAAUUUAAUUUGUAUAUUGUGUACAAUUGUGUAUAAACAGUUACAAUAACUUGGAAACAAAAUAAAAUGGACGCUCGUGUUAACCGGAAUAAUAAUUGGGAAGAAUUAGAUGUAACAAAAAAAGAAUUAAAUAACAUAAAUGAAUGUUUAAAAAAUAAAGAAUUUCGUAAAUUAUUAAUUGAAUAUGCUGAUGAAAUAAAUAAUCCUGAUAAUCGUAAAUUAUAUCAAGAUGAAUUAACACAAUUGGAAAAAGAACGUGGUAUUGAUAUUAAAUUUGUAAAUCCAGAACCGGGUUACGUCAUUAAAACAACGUGUAAUGGUGAUAAGAAAUGUUUUAUAAAUAUAAGUAAAAGUGAUAAUGUUGAAAAACCAACAAGUAAACCAUCACAAGACAAUGAUAAAAUACGUGGUUUACAAUGGUCAUUGCCAUACAGUUUAUCACCUCCUCGUGAUGACAUGGAUAAAAAAAAUCAUCUAUGUACUGUAUUUGAUGUUGUAUUUAAUCCUGAUACUCUAUAUCUUGCAUCGAAAAAUAUUAAAUUUCGUAAAAUUGUUAAUGAAACAGCAAUUGAUGGAAUUGAAAAUAAUUUCAAGGUCAAACUUGAUCGUAAUAAUUUAAAAUUUCCAAAAAUAAAUUUUAAAGGAAUAACUCAAUCAACAGUUAUACGUAAAAAAUGUGAUAAACCAACUGAAAAUAAUAUUGAUAUUGAGCCUGAAAUAUAUCAAAAACUUAUGUCAAGUUAUGAUGAAUCACGUAAUAAUAAAAAAUCAUAUAAUGAUGAUAAAUUAAAACGUCCAGAGCCAUCAACAAAAUAUACAAAAAAAAUUAAUAAAAAUAUUAACAAUGAUAAAUCAUAUACAAUACCAAAAUUUAUAAUAAAACAUCAAACAGAUAUGGAUAUACAAGAUUUUAAAAAUACAAAAGAUUCAAAAUUAUAUUCCGCAAUACCUAAAAAACUUGUUAUUAUAAUUGAUUUACCAUUAUUAAAAACAUCUGAUAAUGCAAUACUUGAUGUACAGCAUAAUCAAUUAACAAUGAUCAGUGAAAAACCAGCAAAAUAUCGUCUUGAUCUUCCACUGCCUUAUUGCGUUGACCCAGAUGAGGGUAAUGCUAAAUUUGAUACAUCAAAUAAAAAAUUAACAAUAACACUGCCUGUAUUACGUAAUAAUAAAACAUUUGAAUUUAAAGAUGAUUCUGGUGUUGAUAGUGAUCAUGGUAGUCCACCUAAUAAUAUUAUAAAUACAAAUGUUGAUAAUGAUAACGAUGAUGAUGAUAAUGAAGAAGAAGAUGAUGAUGAUGAUAAGAUAAAAUUAUUUGAUAAUUAUAAUGAUAAACCAACAAGUUUAAUCAAUGAAAUAACAGAUGAUACAUCAAUUAAAAAUGAUAGCUAUUCAUGUGAAGAGCAUAUACUGAAUGACAAUAUAAUUUAUUCACUGCCAUCAUUUACACCAAAUAUAUUUGAUAACACACUUGCAUUAACAGUACAUGUUAAAAAUGUUGAUUCAACAUCAAUACGUACAAAGUUACUUGAUAAUUAUUGUGGUAUACAAAUUAUAUUUUCAUCAGUUGGUGCUGGUUUUUUUCCAAUUUAUUAUGCAUUGUGUUUUAAACUUGAUAAUGAUAAUAUAUUUUUAAAUGAUACACUUGUUAUUGAACCAUGGGAUAAUAAUGUUGUAUUUACAAUUAAAAUUAAUAAUAUUAAUAAUUUAAAAUAUUAUUAUUUUGGUAUUAAUAAUGAUAAUUUUAUGGAUAAAAAAGAAUUACCACAUGUUGUUUCAUUUGAUGAUAAACUUGAGUUACUUAAAUCUGAUGAAUCACAAAUUAAUAAUGAAGAAAAAAUUAUUCAAGUAUUGCCGAAUGAUAAUGAGCUUGUUGUUGAUAUACAACCAAAAAAUAUCAAUGUUACAAAGACAACUGAUAAAUUGGUUAAUAAAAAAAUUAAACUACAAAAAACAAGAUCAAUGUCAGAGAGUAGUUGUAACAGUGGUGAUGAAUUGAAUAGUAGUAAUGGAAGUGAAAAUAAUAGAAUUGUUAGAGGAAUAUUAAAAAAUCGUAGAAAUAAUAUUUCACGAUCAGUAUCAGAAUCUAGUAUUGAUGAUACAACUGGUUUAGUAUCAUCUGUUGAUUUUAAUUAUGAUUCUGUUGCUGAAUUAAAUUCUGAAUCUGAAUGUUCAAGUUUUAAAAAAACUGUACGUUUUAAUGAUGUUGUUUCACGUCAACUCUUCAGAAAACGAUCAAGUAUACUGGGACGCAGAAAAAAAAAUCAACGUAAGCUACAAAAGAAAAAACAAGCUCAUGAUCGUCGUAUGAGUGAAAGUGAAAAUUCCGAGACUGAUGAACGUGAUAAAUAUAAAAUAGUUGAUAAAAUUAAUCAUGUUAAUGAUGAUAAAGGCAUUGAAAAUGUCAAGCCAAUACUUAAUCGUGAAAAAUCAGCUCAAAUUAAAACAUCAAAUAAUGAUACUGAUAAUUUUCAUGAUGAUGAUAAAAACGAUUUAUCUAAAAUUGAAUUUAAAAAUGAUUUAAUUUUUCAACUGGAUAUGUAAAAUUAUUUCAUUAAUAUUAUUUUAUUUUUAAUUAUUUUUUUUUUUUCGAUUUAUAUGUACUUUUUUUGUGAUAAUAUGUCGUUAAACAAUAAUGGAUAUGUUUUUUUUUUUCGCACAUUUAAGCGAACAUUCCGCGAUAAUUUUCGAAUAAAAAUUAAAAUGAUUUAAAAUUUUUUUCAAACGAUAAAAUAUUUUAAACUAUGAAAUUUUUUUCUUCUUCU